Messenger RNA from Drosophila serrata, 1059 nucleotides. RefSeq names its product protein D3. The record is from RefSeq and is a predicted model, not a curated record. Lineage: Eukaryota; Metazoa; Arthropoda; Insecta; Diptera; Drosophilidae.
AACUCAAGCUGCCUUCCAUCCGGUGAAUGACAGAGUUGCCGCCGUUUAAUUGGCAAACAAAUACUCGCCAAUAAACAGUUAUUUAAUUAAUUUGCACUGAGCUUAAUUCCCCAAUCAAGAUGAACUUGGUGCGAAUGCAAAGCCUGCGCAAUCUGUCCCGUAUUUCCCGAAAUCUCCGUAAAGAUUUUGUCCGUUCAACCGCUGUGACUGUCAAUUUGCCGGCCGCCAUUACGGUUAGAACGCUGAAGACAUUUAGAGGCGCUUCGGAAAAUUCCAUUCUAACCAACGAGCCGCUCUCUGCAUUUACCCAAAAUCUGCGUCAGUAUUCUUGUGGGAAAGUUGGAAAAGCUAUGGAGGAACACUGUGUCGUACCCGAUGUAAUUGCCAAGGCCCCGAAGGCUACGGCAACGGUGGAAUAUCCCUGUGAUAUUGUGGUUAAGCCCGGCCAGGUUCUGACCCCCACCCAGGUCAAAGACCAGCCUACUGUCAAGUGGGAGGCGAACCCUGACAAGCUUUACACUCUGUGCAUGACCGACCCGGAUGCACCGAGCCGCAAGGAGCCCACGUUCCGCGAAUGGCACCACUGGCUGGUGGGAAACAUUCCCGGCGGCGACAUCGCCAAGGGCGAGGUGCUCUCCGCUUACGUCGGAUCUGGACCGCCGCCGGACACUGGUCUGCAUCGCUACGUGUUCCUUAUUUACGAGCAAAACUGCAAGCUGACCUUCGACGAGAAGAGGCUGCCCAACAACAGUGCCGACGGACGUGGGGGCUUCAAAAUCGCCGCCUUUGCUAAGAAGUACGAUCUGGGGGAUCCGAUUGCCGGUAAUCUCUACCAGGCGGAGUACGACGAUUAUGUGCCCAUUCUCUACAAGCAGCUGGGCGCUUAAGUCACUUGUUAGUUGACCAAUGUAUUCUCGUUAUGUAACAGCAGUUGGAAUUGGAUUCACAAAUUGCUAAAAAAUUGAAAAGCCUGAAAAUAAGACACUAUUUCCAAGAUUCUAUGUAAAAUUUUUGCUGGCAAUAAUAAAAUUGUUAAAGGCAUCGACUGCAUAAACCUAA